Candidula unifasciata is the source of this 2322-nucleotide messenger RNA. The record is from the annotation of a GenBank genome assembly. Lineage: Eukaryota; Metazoa; Mollusca; Gastropoda; Stylommatophora; Geomitridae.
CUGACCCACUGGGUGGAUGCAGUGAUCCUUGUAUUCAGUCUGGAGAACGAGAUGAGCUUCCAGGCAAUCCACAGCCAUUAUGCCAAGAUGAGGCAGUACCGAGACACCAAGGAGAUCCCUCUGAUCCUGGUGGGGACUCAAGAUGCCAUCAGUGAGAGCAACCCACGGGUCAUUGAUGACACCAGAGCAAGAAAACUGGCCAGUGACCUCAAACGUUGCUCCUACUAUGAAACUUGCGCUACUUACGGGCUAAAUGUGGAGAGGGUUUUCCAGGAUGCUUGCCAACGGAUUGUCCAGAUGCGCUAUCCAAAUAUCCCAUCAGUGCCUGCACCCGUAGCCUCCACCCCCAACCACGGCCAGCGAUCCUUCUACAGCAGCAAGCCCAGUGACAGUCACAGCGUCAGCAGUCACUCAACCAGUAGCUCUGGCACCCCGGCCACCUCUGGACACGUUCAAGCAAGUCCGCCAGCUCUGCCCUCCAAGGACAAGUUAUUGAGGGAGAGUAAGUCUGAGAAGCUGGACAAGAUGAAAGACAAACCACACCAACUAGCACAACAGCACACAUUAUCUCCGUCACCACAACCAUCACAGAUAUCAGCAGUCUUGCUGCCGACGCCACCACACAUGUCACAGCUAUCUGAUCAGACAGAUGUCCAGACUUAUGAGAGCGGCCAUGUUGAGGAGACAGUGACCUGGACACCUCUUGCCUUGCGCAAACAUAAACCAUUACUCACGGUGCACAAAUCUCAUUCCUUCAGUGACAAGCCGGUGGAAGCCAAAGACUUACCUACACCUGGUACCACACCCACACAGAACAGAAAAAACAGACGAAGGUCGAACCUGUUUAAUCCAAAAUCCAAAGAAGAAGACAAGAGACUGCUGACAGAUGGCGACAAGAUGGGCAGUGGACGUACCAUUCCUCUCAAACAGGGCUGGCUGUACAAGAAGAGUCAUGGACUUAAUAAAGAGUGGAAGAAGAAAUAUGUGGCUUUGAUUGAUGAUGGCAGAUUAGUGUAUCAUUCAAACAUCCAUGAUUACAUGGAGGACACACAUGCCAAAGAAAUCCCACUUGUGAAAACAACAGUGAAAAUACCUGGCAUGCGACCUCGGGGGUCUAGGACAGUGUCUAUUGGAAACACUCAAAAUGGGGACAUGAAUAAUUCUAUAGCGCACGAUUUAACAGUCGAUGGACAGACAGACAAUUCUCUGGUGAUACAGAACUCUUCAGUAACCUCAGUGAUUGCAGACCAACCUCCCGCACGUCCUGAGCGAUCACCUCUGUUGCCCAAACUGGGUAUUAAUAGUUCCAGUCGAGACACACCGAAUAUCAAGAAGAGACAUCGGCGAGCCAAAAGUGGGGCAAUCAAAAACUCCAAUCCUGGAGAUGGUGACGAUUCUGAUGGAUAUGAGUUUUUGAUUGUUUCACUUGAAAAUAAACAGUGGCACUUCGAGGCUCAGAGUGGAGAGGACCGCGAUGGUUGGGUGGACGCAAUAGAACAACAGAUUCUCUCUAGCCUUCAAGCCAAUGAUAUUGGUAAAAAUAAAAAAACCAACAAUUGUGACCCGGCUGGCAUCCAGGCAAUCAGAAACACAGCUGGCAACAAUGCUUGUGCCGACUGUGGGGCUCCAACUCCUGAUUGGGCCAGCAUAAACCUGGGAGCUGUGGUGUGUAUCGAGUGUUCUGGCAUCCAUCGGAACCUGGGCACACACAUCUCCAGAGUUCGCUCCCUGGACCUGGACGAGUGGACAAACGAUGUCGUAAAGGUGAUGGUGUCUAUUGGCAAUGGGACAGUCAACAGUGUCUGGGAGGCCAACACCAAGGGUCGAGCUAAGCCUUCAUCCAGCUCCCACAGAGAUGAGAAAGAGAGAUGGAUCCGAGCCAAAUAUGAAAGCAAAGAGUUUUUACCUCUUCUACCUUACAUGGAUAUUCCAGUAAAUCAGCAGCUGAUUGAUGCCCUUGUUCGCGAAGAUAUUAGAAGCAUUAUAAUAAUCCUGGCCCAUGCUGAUCCGGAUGAUAUUAAUGCUUGCUACAACAAAGAUGACGGACGUACAGCUCUUCAUAUCGCAGCAGCUCUUGGCAAUGUUGUCUUUGUACAGUUGUUACUGUGGUAUAACGCUGAUGUACGAGUCCUGGACCAUGAACACCGCAGCGCACUCUGGUAUGCUAGUAGCUCAGGUUCCAAGGAAUGUCUUCAACUGCUGCGAGCUAAUGGCUGUCCAGAACUGUCUCUCAUGACAACGGCAGCAACACCACGGCGACGCAGCAGUGCUCAGUCAGCACACAAUGAUGCUUUUGAAACGCUGCCUGCUGGUGUAAUAUAG